GGGCGCCGCGUCGUGGCGGAAUAAUCUUGGCAAGCGGUUUGCCCAGUUUGCUCGGAGUUGGUUGGCUAAGUGAUAUAUUUUAGCCAGCACUUAGCGGCUUUUAGCGGCUUUUAUGUGAAAGGAGUGACGCAUGAAUGGACGUACCCACGUGGGUUUGUUUUUGUGCGGCUGAGCACGCGGCAAGCUGGCGACUCGCUGCAGAUUGGGUACAUGGUGAUUUAUGAUGAAAGGUGCGCGCCUGCACAUGUUCGCGCUACACGGAAGCACUCGUGUCGACAACAGCUGAGCCGAGGCUACCGAGGAUAACGGCGACGAUGAUUCGCCGCGUGUUGGAGUGUGCGGCAUUCCACAUUGAAACUUGGUUCAAAGUUCAUCUCAUUGCGGCGGAGUACUUUUUCAGGGAAUGUGCGCAAAGGUUCAGAGGUGUGUUUGCUCUUCCGGCACCGAAAGCGGCUUACAGUUCCGUGGAGAAGAAAACUGCUGUCGUUACCGGUGGGACGCAGGGUUUAGGAUUGGAAACAGUCAGAGCAUUGCUAUCUCUGAACGCGCGAGUGAUUGUCGGUAGUUCUUCACCAGCGAGAUCCAUAAAUGUCAAGAAGUACCUGGAAGAAGCCAUUCCUGGAAGUGAAGUGGAAAUACUGCCACUUGACCUGAGGUCGAUGUCAUCGGUUGACAAUUUCGCGCAAGAGAUCCUCAGGCGCAAUGUCGUCAUAGACAUCCUCAUCUGUGGUGCGGGGGUCAUGUUCACUCCAUACCAGGAGACCGAGGACGGAUUUGAAUCGCACCUAAGCACCAACUACCUUGGCCACUGUCUGUUGACAGCUCUGCUGCUCCCACGGUUGAUAUCUGCCGGAACACCAAAGAGGAUGGCUAGAAUAGUUAAUGUUUCCUCGUGUGUGCACAAGGUGGCUCGCAUAAACUUUGACGACAUGCAUAGCAGAAGCCUGUAUUCAAGUUACUUCAGCUAUGCACAGUCAAAGCUAGCCCAAGUGAUGUUCACUCAGUCGCUAGCACGUUAUUUUCAUGUGGAACACAUUCCUGUGACAGUUAAUUGCCUGCACCCUGGAAUCGUUGAUACAAAUCUCUACAAACGAGUCUUCUGGGCUCCUUUAGUUUCUGGAAUUUUCUUCAAGACACCUGAGGAGGGAGCACAAACAAGCCUGUACGCAGCCUUGUCCUCGGACAUGGAAGGUGUCAGUGGUGCUUACCUGGAGGAAUGCGCCGUAGCCGAGCCAGCACUGCAGUCAAAAGAUCGUGCCUUGCAAGAUAGAUUGUGGAAGGAGACCUGGGCCUGCUUACAGCCUUGGCUUCCUUCUGCAUCAUCACCACUUUCCACUCAACCAUUUCUUCGUACCUAGCUAUCGGGAUGCGGGGCCAUUGGUUAUGGUCUUCAAGUAGGCUUCAGUCUUAACAACUCACAAGUAUAGUCCAGGCUGUGGAAAAUGGCAACACGGCACAUACACUCAUGGUGCAUUUUGCGUGUCACUUUCAUGCGCUCUCGAAACGUGCUUUACAAGCAGCCACCUUAAAUCAAGCUUUUACAAUGCCAUCAUCUAGUUCAUUCAGAGCGUCAUGCAACAGCUCGGAGGUGAUCUCGUUUUAGAGCUAGGAACAUUUAGUGAUGUCCGCCUGAAUCCUGGUAACAUUUCUCCGAGAACAUCUGGCUCUUGCUUCUGUGUCUAAAGAGCUCCACAUCGCUGCAAGCAGAGUUGGUGCUCUCUAGGAACCAGUUUAACAUACCACUCGUCAUAGUGUGAAGGAGAAGUAUGCAACAUAUAAGGCGCUAUGAAUUGUUGAAUUAUAUUCCAAAUACACAUUGAAA
This is a messenger RNA of Rhipicephalus sanguineus (brown dog tick), 1822 nucleotides long. RefSeq names its product dehydrogenase/reductase SDR family member on chromosome X. Lineage: Eukaryota; Metazoa; Arthropoda; Arachnida; Ixodida; Ixodidae. The record is from RefSeq and is a predicted model, not a curated record. Bases 315 to 1358 code for a protein of 347 amino acids. The transcript is spliced from 7 exons.